Messenger RNA from Plasmodium gonderi, 933 nucleotides. Its product is annotated as tryptophan-rich antigen. Bases 1 to 933 code for a protein of 310 amino acids. NCBI's taxonomy places the organism in Eukaryota, Apicomplexa, Aconoidasida, Haemosporida, Plasmodiidae. The record is from RefSeq and is a predicted model, not a curated record. The transcript is spliced from 2 exons.
AUGUAUUUAAGCUUCUUUUUUUUUUUUCUUUUUUUUUUUUUUUUUGUGUGUGUGCGUUAUUUCAUUAUACCUUUCAUUUUAACACGUUUUUUAAGAAAUAAUAACUUAAAUUUUUGUAACAUUUUCUAUGCUUUUAUGGAUAUCAUAAACCUAACUAGGAAUUUUAUAGUCGGUACAUCAGAAAAUUCACCAGAACCAGAACAAAAAACGGACGAAUGGAGACAAAAUGAAUGGAAUAAAUGGGAAGAUAAAUUAGAAGAAGAGUGGGGAAUUUUUGAUGAAAACUUAGAAGAUGAAACAGAUGAAUUAAUAAAAAUAUGUGAAAAUGAAUGGGACACUUGGUUCGAAGGUAUCAAAAAUAAAUGGACACAUUUUAGCGAAAAUUUAGAUGAUCAGUAUAAAAUUGAAGUUUUAGGAGAAUCUUUAAAAUGGAAUGAAUCAUCUUGGAAAUUUUGGAUUAAAACAGAUGGCAGAGAAAUUAUACAAAAAGAUUUGAAUAAUUGGAUUGCUUCAAAAGAGUCCUAUUUGUAUGAGUGGGUUUCUAAUCAAUGGGUUAAAUGGAAAAGUGCAAAAUUACAAGAAUGGUUUAAUAGCAAAUGGAAACUUGAAGAAAAUGAAUAUUGGGAAAAAUGGGAAAAAAAAUUCAAUAAUUUAAAAAAUCAAACCCAAGAGGUAAAAUCAAAAGAUUACGAUAAAUGGCUCGACUGGAAAAAUAGGACAAAACAAGAAUUUGAUCAAUGGCAUGAAUGGGCAGAAUUUAAAGAUAACAUUUAUAUAAAUCAUUAUUGGAAAAAGUGGAAAAAAUGGAAAAAUAAUAAACGAAAUUUGUUUUACGGUUGGGUUGAUUCCUAUGUUCACAAGUGGAUAAGAGAUAAUAAAUGGAUGGUGUUAGUCAAAGAAAUAAAGGAAUUAACUGAAACUGGAGAUUCAUGA